AUGGUGUCUCUCGUGGCCAGUGCGCACCAAGAUUCUGGAUUCAACGUCAGUCAGUAUGACAAUGAUGUGCGUUACAGUGGACGCAGGUCAUAUCGUUCUGCUACAGUUAUUCAGUUUCAAAGGUUAGAAGAUCCUCGUAUUGCCCUGCGUAACUCGCAGCUAAACAAGGUUGUUGUCCCACCUGACUAUGGAAAUACCUCCAACACUCCUGUCCCUUCAACUCGCGGUGGUGAAUUGGCUCAGACGACCCUCUCCUACGAGCAAAUCAAAAGUCAACUAUUGUCUCAGGGACUUUUGUUUGAAGAUCCCGAAUUUCCAGCCACGAACGACAGUUUAUACUAUAGCGGACCACCAAGUAUGCACAUCACUUGGCUUCGACCACAC
This is a messenger RNA of Dicrocoelium dendriticum, 384 nucleotides long. The record is from the annotation of a GenBank genome assembly. Lineage: Eukaryota; Metazoa; Platyhelminthes; Trematoda; Plagiorchiida; Dicrocoeliidae.